CUCGCUGGUGAGAGCGCGAACCUCUCUGCAAAACAAGUCGCCUACAGGAGACAAGCAAACCAUAAUUUAGAGGGAACCCGGAGAGUUAUAAGAAUGCCGCUGCGCCUUCAUCUCUCCAAAACCUGCCAAUUCACCCACGAACACCUGUAAUGUCGUGGAUCGAAGAUAAAUAACGGACAGCUUGUUCUCUCUCCAUUGUCGGGUUGAGCGGCACGAGCUCCCGCUACACACACGCACACACACAGCACGGGCGUUCCCGCGACUCCUCAGCCGCGGACGGAAGGGUGGCAGGAGAGAGGAGAGGGAGAAAGGAGGAGGCGAAGAGGAGAAGGGGAGAGAGGAGGGGAGGAAACCCCCCUGUUUUGAAGCUAUACGCUAGUAAACAUAGACUAUAAGCAUACACAGUGAAUGAAGAGGAAAACGUCGCAGUGCUAUUUUAUUUCUGUGUGGAGGAGACUAGGAGGAGAGACGCCAAAGGAGAUAGACGCCAUCGGUGACAAGUGAAAGGACUCCGCUAUUGGGUAAGUAGCCUGGCUACUGGUAUGUCUGCUCGUUACACGCAGUGUCUACUCGCGACUAUACUUGACCUGAUUUCUGGGAAUUUGUUGACUAGCUUUAGCGCUCCACUGCCUCAGCAUCACGGAACAGCGAUGAAGGAUGGUGGUGAGGAGAGGAGGGUAUGGAGGGAUGGAGGAGAGAGAGAGAGCGAUGGAGAAUAGAGGGAAGACGAGAUGAAGAGACAGUGUGUGUUUUCUAAUGUAGGCAUAAUAUAAUUAUAAAUGAUAAAAAUCCCGCUCUGUAGGCUAUGUGUGGUUUUCCACCUUACUGUAGCCGUUUAGUAGGGACAUUGUUUACAGUGACAGGCUAUUAGGCUAGUAUUGAUGUUUUGAAGGCGAGACGCUGGAGCUGCAUCCUCCAUGGAAAUGCAUGACAACAAUGUGAACAAGACAAUAUGAUAAUAAAUACUAGUCUGACAUAAAUAAAUAAACAAUAUACAGUACAGGCAUGGCCGGACUAAGAUAUCAUAGGCCCCGGGUUUAUUUUUAUUUUUAUAUAGCCCGCACACACUUCCUUGCACACCAUCAUUUUCUGUAAACAAAUCCAUGCACCAAGAUGCAAUUCGAUGCGUGGUUUCCUGUUGAAGACAAGGGUCCUUUAUAAUAAAGCCAUCAUAACAUUUGCAAUGUGGCAUAGGCUACAGUUGAGCAGAGGCGUUUUUAGGAUUUCCACACAUGGGUAACAUUUGUUAGCAGGGUCCGAAUAUUUGUUUUGCCUUUUAAAAACGCAUUUCAUACAAUUCUACAUCAUUUACAUGACGAAAGACAUUAGCUGAAUCUUUUUUAAUACCACACAAAUGACCGACAUCAGUGGCUACUCUGACACUGACAAACUGAGAUCAAUCUGGUCUUGAAUUCAUACAAACAAUAGCCCAGGCUAAUGAAGCAACACACAGAUUGUACAAUAUUAGGAGGCAAUAUACACUAUAUAUACAAAAGUAUGUGGACACCCUUUCAAAUGAGUGGAUUCGGCUAUUUCAGCCACACCCGUUGCUGACAGGUGUAUAAAAUCGAACACAGAGCCAUGCAAUCUCCAUAGACAAACAUUGGUAGUAGAAUGGCCUUACUGAAGAGCUCAGUGACUUUCAACGUGUCACCAUCAUAGGAUGCCACCUUUCCAACAAGUCAGUUCGUCAAAUUUCUGCCCUGCUAGAACUGCUCCGGUCAACUGUAAGUGCUGGUAUUGUGAAGUGGAAAUGUCUAGGAGCAACAACGGCUCAGCCACGAAGUGGUAGGCCACACAAGCUCACAGAACAGGACCGCCGAGUGCUGAAGCGCAUGGCACGUAAAAAUUGUCUGCCCUUGGUUGCAACACUCACUACCGAGUUCCAAACUGCCUCUGGAAGCAACGUCAGCACAAUAACUGUUCAUCGGGAGCUUCAUGAAAUUGGUUUCCAUGGCCGAGCAGCCGCUCACAAGCCUAAGAUCACCAUGUGCAAUGCCAAGCGUCGACUGGAGUAGUGUAAAGCUCGCCGCCAUUGGACUCUGGAGCAGUGGAAACACAUUCUCUGGAGUGAUGAAUCACGCUUCACCAUCUGGCAGUCCGACGGACUAAUCUGGGUUUGGCGGAUGCGAGGAUAACGCUACCUGCCCAAUGCGUAGUGCCAACAGUAACGUUUGGUGGAGGAGGAAUAAUGGUCUGGGGCUGUUUUUCAUGGUUCGGGCUAGGCCCCUUAGUUCCAGUGAAGGGAAAUCUUAACACUAUAGCAUACAAUUACAUUCAAGACAAUUCUGUGCUUCCAACUUUGUGGCAACAAUUUGGGGAACGCCCUUUCCUGUUUCAGCAUGACAAUGCCCCCGUGCACAAAGUGAGGUCCAUACAGAAAUGGUUUGUCGAGAUCGGUCUGGAAGAACUUUACUGGCCUACACAGAGCUCUGACCUCAACCCCAUCGAACACCUUUGGGAUCAAUUGGAACGCAGACUGCGAGCCAGGCCUAAUUGCCCAACAUAAUGCCCGACCUCACUAAUGCUCUUGUGGCUGAAUGGAGGCAAGUCCCCACACCAAUGUUCCAACAUCUAGUGGAAAGCCUUCCCAGAAGAGUAGAGGCUGUUAUAGCAGUGGGUAAGCCCCUGCAUUAACCCGGCCCUGAGUACAGGGAGGACACUCAGACAGUCUCCUCUCUUGCAGAAAAUGUGAAAACAAACAGUUUGCUUUGCCCCUGUAUGUCGAAUAGCCUAUUCUAGGCCUUAUGUUCUCAAACGGUCAGGUGGACUAGGCUAACACUAAUAAUAAUUUGACCAUUUUAAUUGUUGCCACAUAGGAUAGACCAUAGACGACACUAAACAAUUCCAAUAUGUUUGUGUAAUCAUUUAUGAUGUAGACCUACCUUUCAUGUUGAUCUAUUUCUUUGACACACAAUAUAGAUCUGUUGUGUUUCUAUUUUGGGGUGUCUGGCUUUUAGCAUCUGCAUGGUACUUUACCCUGGCACCAGGCAACCAGGCAGGAGAGAUAGAGAGUGUCACGACUUCGGCCGAGGCUGCCUCCCCUCCUUGUUCGGGCAGGCUUCGGCGUUCGUCGUCACCGGAGUACUAACCACUGCCGCCCCAAUCAUCAUCACAAUUGUCUUGUCAAUCACACACACCUGGUUCUAAUCCCCUAAUUAGUCCGUGUAUAAGUGUUCCCUCUGCCCCCUUGUCCUUGUGGGUGAUUGUUAAUUGUGAGAGUAUGUAGCUCGGUGGAGCUACUUAUAACAUUGUGUUGCCAGGGUAGAUUUUCCCCCUGUGCCUAUGUAUUAUUGUAUUCCGUUACAGUGUAAUUGCCAGGGAUGUUUGUUUCCCCUGUGCCUGUUUCGUUGAUCGCUAUUGGAGCCCAUUUGUGUGUCAACGAAGGAAUAAACUCUGUAUUCGGUGAUUACCUUCCUGCGCCUGACACCUUUCACCACAGAGUAGAGAGAGAGAGAGAGAGAGAGUAGAGAGAGAGAGAGUAGAGAGAGAGAGAGUAGCGAGAGAGAGAGAGAGAGUAGCGAGAGAGAGAGAGAGAGAGAGAGAGAGAGAAAGAGAAGAGGGAUUCAGAGACUUGUAAGACCUGUGUUUGCUCCCUGAGCCUUUAGCCCAGCAGGCUCACACAGUCUUGUGGCAUGCAGGUGACAUGUUUGAGACAGAUCACUCUUUCAUCAAGACAAGCACUUUACCACCUACCUGCUCCUGCAGACUAUACUGUCUCUCUUUCCCUCCCACCCUCUACCCCUCCUCUCCAUCAUACCAGAUAAAAUAUAUAUAUAUUUUCUUUUCUCUGUGUCGUUUUCUGAUAAACUGUGUCAUUUUUAGCCUCUAAUCCAAUUUAAUCUCUCUCUCUCUCUCUCUCUCUCUCAAUCUCUCUCUCUCUCUCUCUCUCUCUCUCUCUACUCUCUCUCUCUCUCUCUCAAUCUCUCUUUCGCUCUCUCUUUCAGACGCUCACUCAUGAUCAUCAGCAGUCCUGCACAGAUAUAUACAAUCAAACGCUAUUCAUAAGAGAACAAAGGAGUCCAGUAUAUUUUUGUUACCUGUUCUCCCUCUUCCUCAGGCUACAAUCACAUAAACACACACACACACACACACACUCACAUGUUGUAUCAGGAGUUGACUGUACAUUACAGACUGGUCAAUCAACUAGGCCUCAUGGCUCUGCUCUACCAUUAGCAUUCAUUGAUUGUUCAGUCUCCUGUCUAACCCAAGGCCAGACGCCAAGACUGUCUCUGGAUGUUUCUGAGUAGAUGGGGAGAGUUAUUCAAUUCUAUUAGGAGAAUCCCUCCAGGGUCAGGGUUUAUGUUAUACGGUUAUGAUCAGUAUUACAGUUUUUCUCAAUUGCUAAAACACAAUUUCUGAAACCUUGCUCCAUUUCCUGAAAACAUUAAACACAAAACCUCAUCUUCAAGCACUAUUUACAAAACCUCUGACUCCUCUCGCAAAAUGAAACAUUCGCCUCAAAACAGUUUUACCUGUGUUCAAAAUCAAACACUGCUCUCAAAUCAUAAACAAAGUGAUCAAAAUGAUAUACACUCUCAAGCAGUCAGUAAACGAUACACCGAAAAAUAGAAAACACAUUGUUCAAAACAUACAGUUCUCAGGGAGAAGUACAUUUUAAAUCUCAAAACAAAUUUUUCCGUCAUUGUCUUUUUAUGAACGAAAACAUGUUCUAUCAUAGUAGCUCAAAAUUGAUCAGAAAUUACUACUCUGCUUUGCUCUUUGCAAUUUAGUUUUUUGUUCUUCCUCCUCCUUGUACCCCUAUUUUUACAGUACUGUACCCUGCAUCUCACAAACUUGUCCUUUGUCUCUGUGAUACUGUAAUUCUUGUUCUUCAAAAGGUACUCUGUAUACUUGUUUCAUUCGCAUCCUGUUACGAUGGAGGACACGGUCAAUUGUGGAAAUGCUCACACUGUCGAUUCCCUGGAAGUGUGUGUUGUCUUGUAUCACUCGUUUCUGGAUUUCUCUGAGUCGUAUUGCAUUAUCUUGAAGGACCAUGCCAACUAUAACGGCCUCUUGCUCCCGAGUGAAUAUAGCUGUCCUUCCACCUGCAUGUGGCAGCCUUGCAAUUCUACAAAAAGUAGUUGUGCAGUUACAAAACAUAUUCAUGCAGUACAAUACAUACAGUGAUUAACUUUACAAAUGUCUGUCACGAUCGUUGAACGGAUUGGACCAAGGCGCGGCGUGAUGAGCGAACAUACUUUAUUAUCAAUAGUGAUAACAAGAACAAAACAACAAACGAUAACGACACGUGAAGUCCUUGGCUACAAAAUAAACCAACACGGAACAAACCAAAAGGAACAAGAUCCCACAACUACUGUGGGAAAACAGCCUGUUUAAAUGUGGUUCCCAAUCAGAGACAACCAGCAACAGCUGACACUCGUUGCCUCUGAUUGAGAACCACUCUGGCCAACAUAGAAAUAGAACAACUAGAAUAAUAAACAUAGAACACAAAACACAUAGAAUCUACACACCCUGGCUCAACAUAUAGAGUCCCCAGAGCCAGGGUGUGACAGUACCCCCCCCCCCCCCCCCCCCAAAGGCGCGGACUGCGACCGCGCCUCAACAUAAACCAAACAGGGGAGGGCUGGGUGGGCAUUCCUCCGGAGGCGGUUCCGGCUCCGGGCUUGACCACCACCCUUCAACCAUCCCCCCGUAGCGCCCCUGGUCUGGUCCCGCUGGCUGGAGCUGGACUGGACAUCGUAGGAGCGGAUUGCUUAGGCUCCGGUGUGGAGCAGCUGACCGGUACCUGACCAGGCACCGGUGACCCAGGCACGGGUUGUGCCGGACUGACGACGCGCACCCCUGGCUUGGUGAGUGGAGCAGGAACGGGCCGGACCGGGCUGACGAUGCGCACCCCUGGCUUGGUGCGUGGAGCAGCAACGGGCCGGACAGGGCUGACGAUGCGCACCCCUGGCUUGGUGCGUGGAGCAGGAACGGGCCGUACCGGGCUGACGAUGCGCACCCCUGGCUUGGUGCGUGGAGCAGGAACGGGCCGUACCGGGCUGACGACUCGCACCCCUGGCUUGGUGCGAGUGGCAGGAACAGGCCGGGCCGGGCUGGCGACGCGCACCAUUAGCUUGGUGCGGGGAGCAGGAACAGGCCGGGCCGGGCUGGCGACGCGCACCAUUAGCUUGGUGCGGGGAGCAGGAACAGGCCGGGCCGGGCUGGCGACGCACACCAUUAGCUUGGUGCGGGGAGCAGGCACAGGCCGGGCCGGGCUGGCGACGCGCACCAUAGGCUUGGUGCGAGUGGCAGGAACGGGCCGGGCUGGCGACGCACACCAUUAGCUUGGUGCGGGGAGCAGGAACAGGCUGGGCCGGGCUGGCGACGCGCACCAUUAGCUUGGUGCGGGGAGCAGGAACAGGCCGGGCCGGGCUGGCGACGCGCACCAUAGGCUUGGUGCGAGGGGCAGGAACAGGCCGGGCUGGCGACGCGCACCAUCAACUUAGUGCGGGGAGCAGGAACAGGCCGGGCCGGGCUGGCGACGCGCACCAUCAACUUAGUGCGGGGAGCAGGAACGGGCCGGACCGGACUGGUGACGCACACCACUUGCUUGGUGUGAGGAGCGGGACUGGGUUUCUUCAUAACCCUCCGCUCCCUCAGCUGCCUACACAGUUCCUCUCGCCGUGCCUCUACUCUCACCUUCUCCCUUAUCGCCUCCAGUAGCUCCACCCUCUGAACCACUAACUCCUGCUCCCUCUAGACCAAUAGCCCCCUUAACCUGGUGGCCUCCUCACCCAACCUCCCAAUACGCCCUGUAGCUGCCUCCUGCUGCCCCGUCGCCCAUGCCGUGUGCCCCCCCCUAAUUUUUUUUUUGGGGUUGCCUCUCGUCCGUCCGACGACGACACUGUUUACGCCGUUGCUCCUCUCUCCGUCGCGCCUCCACCGUCUCCUUCCACGGACGGCGAUCCAUCCCGGCCUGGAUUUCCUCCCAGGUCCAGGACCCCUGCCCGUCCAAUAUCUGCUCCCACGUCCAGGCUGCCUGCUCCUGGACACGCUGCUUGGUCCUGGUAUGGUGGGAUCUUCUGUCACGAUCGUUGAACGGAGUGGACCAAGGCGCGGCGUGAUGAGCGAACAUACUUUAUUAUCAAUAGUGAUAACAAGAACAAAACAACAAACGAUAACGACACGUGAAGUCCUUGGCUACAAAAUAAACCAACACGGAACAAACCAAAAGGAACAAGAUCCCACAACUACUGUGGGAAAACAGCCUGUUUAAAUGUGGUUCCCAAUCAGAGACAACCAGCAACAGCUGACACUCGUUGCCUCUGAUUGAGAACCACUCUGGCCAACAUAGAAAUAGAACAACUAGAAUAAUAAACAUAGAACACAAAACACAUAGAAUCUACACACCCUGGCUCAACAUAUAGAGUCCCCAGAGCCAGGGUGUGACAAUGUCUAUUGAAACAGCUGCAUAUAGUGUAGUACAGUAAAUGUGCAAUUACAAAAAUACAGUAGUAUACUGUACCUGUUCUCUUCUCUGAAUGUCCUUACUAUGGUGGACACAGAAAAUCGGCUCAAAUUGGGUUGCACUCUAAGUACUGCUUCCCUCAUUGUCAGUCCAUGGACAAGAACAUGGUCUAUGACUGUUGCUCGAAUUUCAUCAGAUAUUUCCACUCUUUGUCUUCCUCUUCCUCUUCGUCCUCCUCUUCCUCUUUCUUGCCCUCCUCCUCCUUUUCCUCCUCGUCGCCCACCUCGCAUACGCACUCGUCCUCGUCCUCUCACAUUGUUUCUUCUAUCCAUUCUCAGACGUUCUCCUUCCCACCUUCAACAACCUGUUUGCUCUCUGAACUGCCUUAUAUUGGUUGUGUCGCAUUAUUGGAACAGGUUAAAUCAAUUUUGAGUGGUUGUGUUCAAUCAAUGACAUGUGUUCUCUAUUUGUAUUUGAUUGUUGCCACUUGUGUUUACCAGUGUGGAUGACAUGUGCAUUAGAGUGCAGAAUAUGUUUUGAGAAUGAGAAUGUGUUUAGAGUUUUGCUGAAAAGUCUAAGUGAGAUCUGCAAAUAGUGUUUUACCAUGUGAAAUGGUUUAAGGUAUUGACAACAGACUGCAUAAUUAGCUAAAUGAGUCCAGGCAACUGAGAACUUUGUUCAGCCAAUGGGUUUUAGUGUUUUAGCAAUUGAGAAAAACUGUAAUUUACGUGUUGUGUUAUGUAAUGUUAUGCAAUGUGUCUGGGUACCUGCAGUGUGUGUUGUAUGAUGUCAGUAUGCUGCUGUCUCUCCUAAUCCAGGUCUCUUGGUGUUUAUUUAACUUAAUAUGAGAUUAUAAUCUCAGAUUAACACUGACCAUCUACAGCACACGCACACACACACUGAUCAGACCAUCCACAUCAACCACAUCCAGGAGCAGAGCAGCUCUACACUAUCUUCCCAAGUCUUCCCAAUGAGGCAGAGCGGUAUUCCCUGCCAGAGCUCUGGAAUCUAUUAAAGCAGGAAUGUUGACAUCACUCAGUUAUUCUUCUAUCUCACUAACUUUAUUUCUCUCUCUCAGGAUGGCUGAGGUUUUGCAACAGGAGAGAAUUCAGGCCAUCGCUGUAAGUGACACACACACACACACACACACAGCGUGCAUGGUUUCAUACAACCACUCACAAUGAUAGACUCAUGUUAGACCAGCCUGAUCACUAGAAAUAGACUUUGAUUUCGGACGUUUGAAAAGUUCCUGAGAACGUCGCGCUCACAAAAAAACAACAAGAAAAACAAUUGCCCAGCACUGGGCGUAAACUUAUGAUGCUCAGAUUUCAAGUGCCCUGCUUAGAUCACUGCGCUACGGCAGUUCACAAUGCUCUAGCAAGCCGUGAGAAUACUUUAUGAUACUUGAUCUUAUGAGGUCGGUUGGUUUGCAGAGCCUUCCCCAAACCAUAGCCCUAACCUUAACCACUCGGAAUAAAUGCCUAAACUGUUAACCUUUUAGUUGUUUCUGUUUUAACCCUGUAACCAUGUGGAAUGCAUGCAUCAAAAAUAGACGUUCAUCCAUAAUACUGUAUGUCGAUUUUCAAAUGGAAACUAUGAGAUCUUGUGUUAGAUCAGGGUUUCCCAAACUCCCCCCGGGUGCACAUUUUGGUUUUUGCCAUAGCACUACACAUCUGAUUAAAAUAAUCCAGGCUUGAUGAUGAGUUGGUUAUUUGAAUCACCUGUGUAGAGCUAGGGGAAAAACCAAAACGUGCCCCAGGGGGAUGACCCAGGACAGAGUUUGGGAAACCCUGUGUUAGAUAACCAACCAUUUGUAUGUUAGAUCUGUUCUACCAUCCUGAAACAUCCUGUUACUGUCAAACUUCCUCCUCCCCCCUCACUCACACACACACACACACACACACACACACACACACACACACACACACACACACACACACACCUCAGACCUAUUAGCCCAUUUAGUCCUUUCAGCCCUUUCAGCCCUUUUAGCCCAUGUAGCCCUUUUAGCCCCUCCAGACCCCUUAGCCACAUAAAGCCUGUAGAUGAAUAUCUGUAGCUGAACAUCCAGAAGCAUUAGGCUAAUGCUAGAAGCAGUAAUGGACUCAUAUCCAGCAUGAACAUGCAGACACAGCACACAUCACAUUGGUUAAAAUGUUUAGCAUGGCCACUUACUGUGUGUGUGUGCGUUUGUGUGUGUGUGUGUGUGUGUGUAUGUCUUUACAGGAGAAGAGGAAGAGGCAGACAGAGAUUGAGAGCAAGAGGAGACACCUGGAAGAUGACAGAAGACAGCUUCAACACCUCAAGGUACACACACACACUAACACACACACACACACACACACACUAACACACACAGGCCUUUGUAUCUCUGUUUAGUACCAGAUAGAAAAACACUUGGCUGUCACAGACUGUUCACUAACACGAGCUAGGAGAUAAAGCCUGCUUCAAUGCACGUACACACACCCACACACACACAACACACACACUCACACCACACACACCCACACACAACACACACACAACACACACACACACACUACAUAGUUUCCCUGUUAUCUGUCAUCUAGCUGACUUGGCCUAAGCUAAAAUAGCCCUUUGAUAACCCUUCACACACUGACUCAAGCACCAGCCUGUGAUAAAGUAGUGUAUGUGAGAACGGCACCAAUGACCUUGUGUGCUACUAUCCCUGUCUUUUCUGUGUGUGGCUAAAACGGGGUACGAUAUGUGUGUGAGAGUGGUUUCCUGCUCAGAGGGGAGUGGGACACAAAUCUGUUUCCUCUGACCAAUCUUCUGUGGAUUGUCUCUAGACACACACACACACACACACACACAAUGAGUUCUACAGCGGCUGUUUCUAAUUAGGUGUCUUGUGAUGAUGUAAUGCAGCCUGGAGAUUUUGUGAUGUAACCAUGGAGACGUGCACAUGUAUGUUAGAGAAGUAAAAGUUUGAGAGUAGAGUAAGGUAUGUGAGUGUGUGUGUGUGUGAGUAUGAGUGUGUGUGAGUAUGUGUGUGUGUGUGUGUGUGUGUGUGUGAGUGUGAGUGUGAGUGUUUGUGGUGUGUGUGUGUGUGUGUGUGUGUGUGUGUGUGUGUGUGUGUGUGUGUGUGUGUGUGUGUGUGUGUGUGUGUGUGUGUGUGUGUGUGUGUGUGUGUGUGUGUGUGUGUGUGUGUGUGUGUGAGUGUGUUCCUUCCAUUGUCAGUAGUUUUUACACCAGAACAAUGAACAGCGAGCUGAGCUGGGGAGGGGUGUGCUAGUUUCAGACUGUGUGUGUGGAGGGAGGCGGGUGUGUGUGUGGGUGUGUAUAUCCAAUGAUGUCAGAUUAUUGGGGGGGUGUAGGGGGAGAGAGAAAGGGGAGACACAUUGUUGAUAGCUACAUGUGUGGUUGUCCCACCUAGCUAUCUAAGAUGAAUGCACUAACUGUAGGUCACUCUGGAUAAGAGAGUCUGCUAAAUGACUAAAAUGUAAAUGUAAAAUGGAGGGAGAGAGAGAAAUAUGGAAGAGAGAGGGAGGAGUGUCGGGUUACAGUUUGUGUAUUAAGUGGGGUGUUAUGGGAAAUGUAUAUACAUAUUUGCUUAAUGGAGAGAGAGAUAGAAAGGGAGAGUGAUGGAUGAGAGACAGUGAAGAAGAGAGAGAGAGAGAGAGAGAGAGAGAGAGAGAGAGAGAGAGAGAGAGAGAGAGGUGGAUGGAUGGAUGAGGAAAAGGGGAGUUUUGUUUGUAAAUUCUUCUUCAUUAUAUGGUUGGAAUGCACAUAAAGCUGACAGAAGAAUGCUGGGGAGAGAAGGCCUACUCCUUUUUCCUGGAGCUUGUCUAGCUGAGAGUGUCACUGGCUGAAAAAUACUCUUAGAAAAAAGUGUUCCAAAAGGUUUCUUCAGCUGUCCUCAUCGGAGAACCCUUUUUGGUUCCAGGUAGAACUCUUUUGGGUUCAUUGUAGAAUCCUCUGUGGAAAGGGUUCUACAUGGAACCCUCUGCGGAAAGGGUUCUACAUGGAACCCAAAAGGGUUCUACAUGGAACUGAAAGGGUUCUACCUAGAACCAAAAAGGGUUCUUCAAAGUGUUCAACACCUUCCUCUGUGAGCAUGAGAUUGAACCUCCAUUUCCUACUGUCUGUCUGCCCUCUUUCUAUGCUCUUGCUCAUCCUAUUCUACCUGUGUGUGUGUGUGUGUGUGUGUGUGUGUGUGUGUGUGUGUGUGUGUGUGUGUGUGUGUGUGUGUAUAGUCGAAGGCUCUGAGAGAGCGCUGGUUGUUGGAUGGGGCUCCAGAGGAAGAUGAGACUCAGAGACGACUUCAGGAGGAUGAAGAGAGGACUAAGGCACUAGAGAAGAGCAUCCUCUGGUUAGUACACACACAUACACACACAGACACACACACGCCGUUGUCGGUCAUCGUUGUUGAUAAAGCAAAGUAACUCAUUAAUUUCUCAUUAAUACUAUUUCUCCACACUCUCCAUUCAUGUGUAAUUAAUGUGUGUGUGUGUGUGUGUGUGUGUCAGCCUGGAGCAGGAGAUAGAGGAGCUGGAGAAUCCGGUCGUGGCCAAAGAGAACAGAGGAGGUCAGUUCUACUGUUAAUAAACUGUUAACAGUCUGAUCAUUAUUUUCCAUGUGGUAUUGCAUUUUUUCCAUUGCAGUUUUGUUAAAUAGGACAAAAUAAUUAUUGGACCAAAAAAAUAACAAAAGUUUACCAACAUUUGCUGAUUCUAUGAUGCCUGAUGUGAACUAUUUUUGUAUGACAGGACUUUAUUCACAUAAAAACCUGGCUAAUGUCUUCUAGAUUUAUGUUAAUGUAGAGCCUAACCAGCUCCCCUCACUCUCCCUCUUUCUCUCUCCUCUCCACCUCUCUAUCGCCCCCCUCUCUCCUCUCCCUCCUCUCCCCGUCUCCCUCCUCUCCCCAGCUGUAAAUGGAGUAUCACAGAACCAGAGUCCUAGAAGAGAACUAACAGGAGUAGAAGCCAAGCUGUUGGGUCCCAGUCCAGACCAGGCCAGCGCUGAGAACCCUGUUACACUGGUCUUCAUGGGCUAUAAGUCUCUGGAGGGGGAGACAGGGGGGGAGGUGGGGGAGGUAGGGGGGACAGAGAGGGGAGACGGCUCGGUCAAGGCGGAGUUUGUGAUGCUACCAGACGGGGAGGGGAAGGGGGAGGAGAGGGGGAGACGGAGACCCAGGCAGCAGCCAAUGGGAGUACGGGUGAGAAGGGGGAGGCAGGGGGGGCAAAUGGGGGAGGAGGGGAGGAGGGGGAGACAGAAAAGAAACAGAGUUGCAAGUGCUGCACGGUCAUGUGAGUGUGUGUGUGUGUGUGUCAUAGAGAGAGAGAGACGUGUGUGAGAGUUUGUGUGUGUGUGUGAGUGUGUCAGAGCAAGAGACUUGAGUGUGUACGUGUGUAUGCGUGUCUGAUCACACACUUGUCAGGACUACAAAACCAAACAGUCCGACACCUCCUGCCAAGCAGCAAAAACUACAGCCAACACCAACCAUAUACAGCCAACAGAUACUACAAAAUCAGGACUACUGUAUAUUACUGUAGUAGUGCUACAACAACAACCUACAGCCAGGACAAUAUACACUAGACUAUGUACUACUCUAGUACUACAAUAACAAUGGGGAAAUCUGAAAUUGAACCCUAUUCCCUAGACUACUUUGGGCCAAAAUGCUACCACAGUGUAGUAUUAUAUGGGAAAGGGUGCUAUUUCAGAUGCAGCUAGUACCUCCAGACUGAUCAAACAAAAACUCCCUCACUGUGUACUGCUAUAGUACUACUAUUUACUACGAUGUAUUUCUUCUGAUAUGGAUUAUUCUGUUAUUUUGAUUGCUAUUUUUAUAUUUUCCUGUCUUGACAUUUAUAAUGUAUUCUGUGUGUAUAUCUGUAUUCUAUUCUAUUCAUAUUGUCUUUAUUGUUGAACUGGAUGUGCCGUCACGUUAUUGUUGUAAAGAAAAUGUAGCAGGUCUUUGUAUUGUAAUGUUUCUGCUAUCGGGGCCAUCUGGAAAAUUUAUAUCAUUGUAUUUUAGUCCAGAAUAUGAAGAAGACAUACAUUUUGUAUAUUUCUCUGUGUAUCAAAUAUUUAUCAUUCAGUUUCAUAUUAUAUUGUCUCUGUAAUAUAAUUUUACAGUGUGAACAGUAUUCAAAUAUAUUGAUAUCAAGUUUUAUACAAUGUAUUUAUUUGUUUGGUUGCUGCCAAAUCGUACCCAGCCACACUGCAUGCAAGCUUGUACCAUCAUCACAAAUCAAUAUGUAAACCAAUUAAUCAAGGAAUCAAGCAACCAAUCAACCACAUCAUGUCAGCUGGUACAUCUCAGAUAACAUCAUUAUCUCUGUUUUAAACUGUCCAUCCCAUGUCAACAUCUCUAUCUCUAACUCAUCAUCUCUGUCUCUAACUCAUCAUCUCUGUCUCUAACUCAUCAUCUCUGUCUCUAACUCAUCGUCUCUAUCUCUAACUCAUCAUCUCUGUCUCUAACUCAUCAUCUCUAUCUCUAACUCAUCAUCUCUGUCUCUAACUCAUCAUCUCAAGUAUUUUAUAUUCUACUCACGUCUAGUCAUCUAUUGAUCUCUAUUGAUCUCUACUAAUCUCCUCAUUAGACUCACUAUGACACUGUGCAACUCAUAAACACAUUUCGCUAUUUCCUUUUUAUUUUCAAAAAAGGAUGGCUGGUUCACUGUUCACUGUUUGAGUCAAACCCAGCCAUUGUUUUAAUGCUGAUGGUUAUGAAUUUUGUUGAGUCAGUGAUGUUGAAUCUUCUGAUGUAGCAUUAAAACUAACUCUGAUUAGUGUUGUUAUUGAUUGUAAUACUCCUCAUCAGGUCUGAUCAGUAUCAUUGAUAACUAUAUUCAUCAUCACGACAUAUUGCUUAACAUGAAUGUAAUAAUGGGUUCUAUUGGGAUUGAAGGGAAGGGGAAACCUGCCAUCAACAGAAUAAACCUUCCAUUCCCAGUCUCUCUGGUGUCUGUGUGUUCCAUUACCCUGCUCUACAGUGUACACUAGGGGAAAGAGAAAGGGUAGUGUCUGGGAUGAGAGAGGGAGGAGGGAGAGAGAGAGAAGGGAGACUGGAGAGGAUAUGUUGAAAGAAGGGAAAUAGAGAGAAGAUAGGGGGGAGAGGGAGAUGGAGAGAGAAGGUGGGGUUAGGGGGAGAGAGAGAGAGGAGCAAGAGAGAGAGAAAUUACAGAUCUCUCGCUGGAACCAGGGAGUGUGAUGGUCUUGGGUUAGCUGGGGUCGUUUAUGGGUCAGAUCCACACACCAUAGAUUACCUCUGCUUUUUUUAAUGCAUUUAACUGUUUCAAACCACUUAAUACUAAAAAAAAACAUGCAAAAAAUCACCUGGGUCAAGUAUGUGAUAUACUUUUGAAGGAUUGAUGUGUGGUUGAUUUUGUUUACCCAGCGUGGAGUUUGUACCUAAAUGACUAUUCCAUUGGUUUCCAUUGUAUCCAGCAUGCUAAUCUGCUGCUGAAGUAUGAAGAAUGUUGACAUUUUGACCCUGCAGGUCUGGUCCAGAGUCCCAUAGUAAACCAAAUCACACAGCUGCUCCUCCUCAGUCAGCCCUGUUAUAGACAAAUUAUGCCAUCUGUUGGCCAAUGCAUGAUCUACAACCCUGUAUGGAAUUUGUAUUUUCUGAACUACAUGAACUGAUUGUGAAACAGGAAGGAAGCAGCAUUCAUUGUUUAGUUGCAAAGGUUUACGAGUCAGCUAUCUAAUACUAGAACAUAAUAAAUCAAUGUGUGUCAAUGAAAACCAUUCCUCGUUAUUUUUCCAGGUAAACAAAUGCAAAGCAAGGGUAUGGUUUCACAGUGAUUUUGGUCAAGUUUCGGCCGAGAACUUUAAGAGAAUGUUAUCCCCACCCUUUUACGAACCAAUCAAAUCGCGAUGCUAGGUGUAAGGGCCCGCCUAUUUCGGGUUCUUCCAAGUACCUGGACCAAUCAACAAACGCCUCGGUGUAUUCAGCCAUUUUGUAUGAAAAUCAAGGAAAUCUGCCGCCGCUCCAGAGACCUGUGGAUUAUAUCGAACGAUGGAAGGGUGAGUGAAAAAUAUGUAGUUUUAUGUCGAAAAAAAACUGAAAUAAUCUAACCGUAGUUUGAUUUUUUAUAUAUCCAGCCAUGUUGUUAUGCAAUCUGUUUACCAUAUUUGUGUGUUUUCUAGUAGUUUAACGUUUAGUUUGAGACGAGAUGAUGCUUGAGACUUUCAACAAGGCUAGCUAACGUUAGCAUUGUUUGCGCGUGAGCGUGUCCGGAAGAGAUGCGAACUAGUUGAAGUUAAGACUUUUAUUAACGGUUGUUUUUAACUUAUUAUACUACAAAUAACAGAAAAAACGCUAGUUGCAGUUUUUCAGGUAGACGAAAGUAACCACCUUAAAAUGUAUUGCCAAACUUAGUUUAAAAAAAAACGCCCAUCUUGAAUCAACGUGUCUUUGUAGCUAGUUUCCGCAUUCCAUAUUUGCGCUCGUGUUUGUGGAAGGCGAAUGUUGUGUGUUCAGGAUUAGGGUAAAUUCUUCCAACUCUAUGGAUAUUAGCUGCUCUGGGGACAUUUCAAUUCAAGGAAAUGAACUAACGCAACUUUAUUGAGUCAAUUCAGUUUCUAGCUAACUAUGAACUUCCAUAAAGUUAGUAACUGAAUUUCCUCUUUCCUCCUCCAUUUCCCCGUCUCCUCUCUUUUCCCCCCUUUGUCUCAGCAGACACAAGUUAGAUGCUGAUCUGUAUCCUAUGGGACCUGGCUACGUCACAGACAUAGAGUAAGUCUCCUGAUAGAUUUUAUAUUUACAAUCAAUCUAAAAAUCUAACGCAAAAUGUUGAUUGAUGUACUGAUUUACUGAUGGUUGAUCUUCUAGGAAAAUGCAUCCUGCCUUCUUUGGAGUAACUCAAACGAGUAACCCUCCUUUUCUCUCUCUCCCCAGUGUCUCAGUGGGUACCAAGGUAGGCGUCUUUUCAUUCACAAUUUAAUAUCUUUGUUUUCUCUCUAUGUCUUUACCCCUGUCUUCUGUGCUAAAACUCUGGUUAGUCUCUCUCUCCUCUCUGGCUGUGUGUCUGAGUGCUGUUAGCAUGAGUGUCUUCUCUUUGUCUUUCUGAUGUCCCAGUCAGUCUAGCCUGGCUGUAACAGUAGCUGUAUUGUAGAGAGGCUGCUGGGCCACUCCAGACAUGAGCACCAUUGACUGACUGACACAGAGCAGCUUCAUUAACUGUAGUCUGGCUGAGCAAGACCAUCUGUGUGACUGACUGCUCCUCUCCAGCCAUAACUCUAAUACAUUUACCAGGGUCGUAUUCGUUGGUGCACAUUAGUGCACGUAGCGAAAGUUUUUGCAACAGAAAAUGGAAAACGAGUUUGUUGAGCAUGUUCAGGGUUUUCUUCUGGUUGGUGCUUAGUAAAUACAACCCAGCUAUCUCUGUAACAUUCACCAACUCUAUGAAGCAGUUAGGCCUGUCUCUCUCUGUCUCCAUGGUGUAUGUGGUUAUGAUCAUUGUGAAUGUUCCUUUCUUUUCCAGAGGGGAUCAGAUGAACUCUUCUCCCCCUACAUCAUGACCCCAGGUAUGUGUGUGUGUGUGUAGCUAAUGGUAAUGUGUCUGUUAAUCAGAAUGUUCUGUGCUGUUCUCUAGUAGCUAAUGGUAAUAUGUGUGUUAAUCAGUGUUCUGUGCUGUUCUCUAGUAGCUAAUGGUAAUGUGUGUUAAUCAGAAUGUUCUGUGCUGUUUUCUCUAGUAGCUAAUGGUGCUAAGAGUUUAUUAUUAUUACUAAGAGUAAUAAGUUAAAUAAAAAGGUGUUUGUGUGUUUGUAGCCAACGGUAACGACAGUAAGAAGUUCAAAGGUGAGAUGCGGAGCCCCAGUGCUCCAUCGCGUGUCAUCCACCUGCGCCAGCUGCCCGGGGACAUCCAGGAUUCUGAGGUCAUCAGCAUGGGAAUGCCCUUCGGGAAGGUCACCAACCUUUUGAUGAUGAAGGGAAAGAACCAGGUACGCGCACACACUAAAGAUCCCCUACCAUAAAUGCAUUCACACACUAAAGAUCCCCUACCAUAAAUGCAUUCACACACACACUAAAGAUCCCCUACCAUAAAUGCAUUCACACACACACUAAAGAUCCCCUACCAUAAAUGCAUUCACACACACACACUAAAGAUCCCCUACCAUAAAUGCAUUCACACACACACUAAAGAUCCCCUACCAUAAAUGCAUUCACACACACACUAAAGAUCCCCUACCAUAAAUGCAUUCACACACACACUAAAGAUCCUCUACCAUAAAUGCAUUCACACACACACACACUAAAUAUCCCCUACCAUAAAUGCAUUCACACACACACACACUAAAGAUCCCCUACCAUAAAUGCAUUCACACACACAUACUAAAGACCCUCUACUAUAAAUGCAUUCUCACACACACACUAAAGGUCCUCUACCAUAAAUGCAUUCACACACACACUAAAGAUCCUCUACCAUAAAUGCAUUCACACACACACUAAAGAUCCUCUACCAUAAAUGCAUUCACACACACACUAAAGAUCCUCUACCAUAAAUGCAUUCACUCUCUCACACACACACUCUCUCUCUAAAGGACCUCUACCAUAAAUGCAUUCACACACACACUAAAGAUCCUCUACCAUAAAUGCAUUCACACACGCAUACUAAAGACCCUCUACUAUAAAUGCAUUCUCACACACACACUAAAGGUCCUCUACCAUAAAUGCAUUCACACACACACUAAAGGUCCUCUACCAUAAAUGCAUUCACACACACACUAAAGACCCUCUACCAUAAAUGCAUUCACACACACACUAAAGAUCCUCUACCAUAAAGCUGUUCACACGCAGGCACACACACACGGUGUCCCCACACACCUUCCCCGGCUGAUCUUUUUUUUGUGUGUAGGCGUUCCUGGAGAUGAACAGUGUGGACCAGGCUCAGACCAUGGUGAACUACUACGCUACGGUCACCCCUCUCAUCAGACAGCAGCCUGUCUUCAUGCAGUACAGCAACCACAAGGAACUCAAGACUGACAACUCGCCUAACCAAGUCGUAAGAGGACACAUUGACCCAUGCUAAUAUGAGACUCACUAACUUGUAUGUCCGUAGCACAUUUGUAAAGCGUCAAAUCAACGUUUAUUUGUCAUAUGUAGAGGUUACAGUAAAGUGCACACAGUACACUGACAUUCUUACUGGCAAGCUUGUGACGUUGGGAAAAUGUUGGAAUAACAGUGUAUAUUUGCCCCCCCCCCCCCUCCCCAGAGAGUCCAGGCAGCACUGCAGGCGGUGAAUGCUGUCCAGGGUGGCACCAUGUUGGGCUCUACCAUGUCCGGUAUGGGGGGUGGGAUGGGCGCUACCAUGUCAGUCGGAGGGGGAGAGAUGGGAGCCAGAGGAAUGGCCACCCAGAGCCCUGUCCUUAGAGUCAUAGUAGAAAACCUCUUCUACCCCGUCACACUGGAAGUCCUGCACCAGGUACACACACCAGUGUUUCUUAGUCAUGAAUGUGUUCAAAUUGUUACCUUUUCUCGUUGGUGUAAGUCAAAAUGUCUGUAGCAGGGAUGUAACCUGUGUGUGUUCUCCCCUGUAGAUCUUCUCCAAGUAUGGGUCUGUUCUGAAGAUCAUCACCUUCACUAAGAACAACCAGUUCCAGGCUCUGGUCCAAUACGCUGACCCAAUGACUGCACAGCACACCAAAAUGGUACAUACACACCUCAAUAAACCUCUGAUUUCUCAAUCUCUCUGUCGCUGCAGUCUCCAGAUGGUCAGAACAUCAAUAAUGGAUACUGUAAAUGGACUUGCCUGAACACACACACACCUCUACACAACACACACCCCUAAUCCCUCUGUGUCUCUGCAGUCUCUAGACGGUCAGAACAUCUAUAACGGCUGCUGUACUCUGAGGGUGAGUUUCUCUAAGCUGACCAGCCUCAACGUGAAGUUUAACAACGAUAAGAGCCGUGACUACACCAGACCUGACCUCUCUAGUGGAGAGCAACACAACCCUCAGCCUGGAAUGGACCAGCACGCUAUGGCUGCUGCCUUUGGUAACACACUUUAGACCAGCGGUUUCGCAACCUUUUUUGUACCUGGAGCUAGCACAUUUCUAUCAAGGUGCUCUUCUGGAGACGGUCAAACUGACUCUGAAAUUUCCCUUCCCACCCUCUCUCUCUUUCUCUCCCACCGUCUGUCUCUUUCCAGGGUCUCCAGGUCUGAUCUCAGCGUCUCCUUAUGGACACGGAUUCCCCCAGGCCUUUACUCUACAGCAGGCUGCAGGUAUAUCCUCACGUUAACACACAGUUAGCUGGUUUACUCUACCUACAGCCCACUAGAAAUCUAUUCUUACUCCAUUUAUUAGAAAGCUAUUACUACUUAGUAGAAGUCCUAUAUUGUCAAAUCGUCGGUCGGUAUACUCCAGCUGCACGGGUUGGCCCCGGUGCUAGAGAUAAUGUGUGUGUGUGUGUCUAGGUCUGUCUAUGCCCGGUGCCUUGGCGUCAUUGGGUAUGGGUCCAGGGGGCAUGGCCGCUAGUCGUCUCGGCCUACAAGUCCUCGGCGGUGGAGGAGGACAAGCUGGCGUCCUGUUGGUCAGCAACCUCAACCCAGAGGUCAGGACUGUUACUACCCACGCACACUUUCUCUAUCUCUUUCUCUCUCACAGACACACCGUAGUAGACUUCUCAUCUGAGUCCUUUAAAUGAGUUUAUAACUAACAGUCUUCUGUUAUCUUUCAUUUCAUGGCUUCAUUUUUGUCUAUUCUUGAGUUGCUGGAGACACAAUAAUACUUUUCUGUUAUUGUACUGUAUUAUCAGGCCUGUACUGUUUCAUUGUUAAUCUGUCUUUCUUUUCUCCUCCUAGUGUUGCCAUAGUGACAGUGUUUUCAUUUAGACACUAUUCUCUCUGUGUUUACUGACCUUGUUUUUUUUCUUCUUUACCUCCUUUCUUUCUUUUAUUCUCUUUCUCCCUCCAUCUCAUCCUUCUCUUUGCCCUUUAUAAAAACUCACUCCUCUGCCAUCUUACUUUCUUCUCAUCAUUCUCUCUCUCGAUCUCUCUCCUAUCUAUCUCUCCAUCUCCCUAUCUAUCUCUCUCUCUCGAUCUCUCUCUCCCUCUCUCUAUCUAUCUCUCUCUCCCUCUAUCUCUCUCUUCUCCAUGUGAUCCUCCCGUGGACCUCUUGGCUGCUGACUGCUGGACUCCAUCCCUCCAUCCCUGACUCCACUCUCCUCCUCCUCCACUUUACCCCUUUCCCCUCCCUCUUUCUCUCUCCCCGUCCCUGGUUCCUCUACCCCCCCCUGCUGUUUAUAAAGAGCGUUACACCAAACUGCCUCUUUAUUCUCUUUGGUAUGUUAUCAGCCUUUCGUUUCCCUUUGACUUCAUAUUUUAUAUUUACCUACUGUUACCAAUAAUAUUAUAUCAUCACUGUACCUUUGACUAUACCUACCUCAUUCAGUCAGUUCUUCAUUUACCCUUAUAUUGACCUAAAGUAUUUAUGUUUAUUAUUAUUUAUCAUUCUUUAAUCUGUUUCACUUUAAAUAUUUAUUUAAUUACCAACUGGUACUGAAUCUACUGUGGUCGGUACCCUAUCUUACUCUAUAGUAACUGUCUGUUACCUGGGCUGGUUUUCAUGUUGUGGUCUGCCUGUUGGCCUGUCUCUGCCUGUUGGUCUGUGUCUGCCUGUUGGCCUGUGUCUGCCUGUUGGUUGGUCUGUCUGUCUCUGAAUCAGAAAUCCAAGCUCUCCUUUACAUGUUAGCAGUCUGAAUCAGUCCUUUCAUUUCAAUGGCUAGAAACUGAGUAGUGUCGUACUAUAGAACCAGUUGUCUGGGCAUUACAGUAGUCUGUCUGCUGUUGAUCAGGACAAUCACAUUACAGCACUGACAUCACAACUAAGUCUUUAUUCAUGAAAAAUUCUUCUGAUUUGGAGUGUGUGCUGUGUUUAACCUGUGUGUGUUCUCCAGGUGUGUAUGGCGACGUGAUGAGAGUGAAGAUUCUGUUCAAUAAGAAGGACAACGCUCUGGUCCAGAUGGCUGACGGCACACAGGCUCAGCUAGGUACUGUGUGUGUUCCUGUGUUUAUUGUGUGUGUUCAAGUAAUUAAUAGCACGUGUGUGUUCUGGUGUUUGACUGUCUUGUCUUCUCCUCAGCGAUGAGCCACCUGAACGGGGUUCGUCUCCAUGGCAGGUCUCUACGUGUCUCCAUGUCUAAACACACCACCGUACAGCUGCCCAGAGAAGGUAUGUACACACACUACCAUACCUAAAGACACAGCUGCCCAGAGCAGGUAUGGGCCGUCUAACAUGAACUACUGUUAUGUCAUGACGUUGUUAUUUCAUGUUGUACUCGAUCCUAUUCAAGGCCAUGAGGACCAGGGGUUGACUAAGGACUAUGCCACCUCUCCUCUCCACCGCUUUAAGAAGCCUGGCUCCAAAAACUACAACAACAUCUACCCUCCCUCUGGCACACUGCACCUCUCCAACAUACCGUACGAACACACACACACACCCCCAUCCCCUUUCAGUUUGAAAGUGUCCUUUUGCUUUCUCUGGUAAUGAUUUCUAUUUUUCUCUCUCUCUAGUCCUGCAGUAGGAGAGGAUGAUCUGAAGGCACUGUUCAGCAGUUCAGGAGCUUCAGUUACAGCCUUCAAGUUCUUCCAGUAAGUCUCAACAUCCAACUGUUAUGACAUCACUAUCUCAUGAUGUACUAGCCUUUGACAUCACUACCUAAUGAUGUGCUUGUCUUUAUGACAUCUUUACCAAAUGAUGUAAUAGUCUUUGUGGCAUCACUACCCAAUGUUGUAAUAAUGGUCUAUAUGGCAUCACUACCCGAUGUUGUAAUAAUGGUCUAUAUGGCAUCACUACCUGAUGAAAUAGAGUGAAUCCUCUUUCCUCGUGUGUGUAUAGGAAGGACCGUAAGAUGGCUCUGAUCCAGAUGAGCUCAGUGGAGGAGGCUGUUGAGAGUCUCAUUGAGUUCCACAACCAUGACCUGGGAGAUAACCACCACCUCAGAGUGUCUUUCUCCAAAUCUACCAUCUAACACACACACACACACACACACGACUGUAACUUCAGAGUAUAGACCAAACCUGUUUAUCAGAAUGCCUUCCACGUCGUCUGUAUGGCAAGUCUUAUUCCACACGAGACACACUUAAUCAUUCCUUAGUUAUUAUCUUACAUUUUUUAUGUUUUAUCAUUAUUUUUACACAAUUAUUUACGUAUACUAUGGAUGUAAUCGGUUCAUAUUUUAUUCUAGUAGUUUGACUUCUAUGGAGGGAAACUCACAGAACUCUCCAAGAUGCACAUCUAGUAUUUCUGUUUCUAUACUCUUCAGAAUGCACAUCGAGUCUUUGUUUCUAGAUUGUUUUCUUGUUUCCAUUUGAUAUACAAAAAAAAAAAAAA
Molecule: messenger RNA, 22720 nt
Organism: Coregonus sp. 'balchen'
Lineage: Eukaryota; Metazoa; Chordata; Actinopteri; Salmoniformes; Salmonidae
Source: the annotation of a GenBank genome assembly